AUGCAGGGCAGCCUGCAUGGCGUCGAGCUGUGGAUCGCGAACACAGACGCGCAGGCAAUCGCGGCAUCGCCCGUGGACGCUCGGCGGAAGAUCCAGAUUGGCGGGCAGCUGACGCGCGGGCUCGGGGCCGGCGGCAACCCGGAAAUCGGGACGAAAGCCGCCAACGAGAGCCGCGUAGAGCUGGAGGAGGCACUCGCGGGCGCCGACAUGGUGUUUGUCACGGCCGGCAUGGGCGGCGGCACCGGCAGCGGCGCGGCACCUGUGGUGGCGGCGACGGCGCGUGCGAUGGGCAUCCUGACUGUUGGGAUUGUGACGGUGCCGUUCACGUUUGAGGGGCGGCAGCGCCUGAACCAGGCUCGCGGGGCGUUGAGCGACCUGCAGGCCAAUGUGGACACGCUCAUCACAAUCCCCAACGACAGGCUGCUGCAGGCUGUCGACCCCAACCUGCCUCUUGGGGACGCGUUUCGUGUGGCGGACGACGUCCUGCGCAGCGGCGUGCGCGGCAUCAGUGACAUCAUCACAGUGCCCGGGCUGGUUAACGUCGACUUUGCGGAUGUGCGCGCCAUCAUGUCCAACGCGGGCAGCAGCCUCAUGGGCCAGGGCUACGCGGGCGGCAAGGACCGCGCGCGCGAGGCCGCGCUGAUGGCCACCAGCAGCCCGCUGCUCGAGGUGGGCAUUGAGCAGGCGACCGGCAUCGUGUACAACAUCACGGGGCCCGAGGACAUGACGCUCCACGAGGUCAACGCCGCCGCCGAGAUCAUCUACGAUCUGGUGGACCCCGACGCCAACGUCAUAUUCGGCGCCGUCGUCGACCCAGCCCUGCAGGACGAGGUCAUGAUCACCUUGAUAGCGACCGGCGUCGGCCCCAAGGGCGCCGCGCCCACCCGCGCCGCACCCGCCGCCGCGGCGGCCGCCCACCGGCAGCCCGAGGCGGCGCACGCAAGCUACACGCCGCGCGAGUCUGCGCCGCCGCCGAUGCCCGCGCAGCCGGCAUCGAGGUCGGCCGGCGGCGCGAUCGGCGGCCCGGCGGGGCUGGUUGGUGGGCGCCCGCGCGGCGGCGCUCAGGCGGGCGCUGUUGAAAUUCCGGCUUUCCUGAGGAAGCUGAGGAGGUGA
This is a messenger RNA of Monoraphidium neglectum, 1113 nucleotides long. Its product is annotated as cell division protein FtsZ. Bases 1 to 1113 code for a protein of 370 amino acids. Gene Ontology annotation, molecular function: GTP binding; GTPase activity. Lineage: Eukaryota; Viridiplantae; Chlorophyta; Chlorophyceae; Sphaeropleales; Selenastraceae. The transcript has 9 exons. The record is from RefSeq and is a predicted model, not a curated record. Gene Ontology annotation, biological process: microtubule-based process; chloroplast fission. Gene Ontology annotation, cellular component: chloroplast; cytoplasm; microtubule.